AUGCGCGCGCUAGGCCUGCUGGCAGUCGACGCAGCUGUCGCUGGAGCAAGGCGAGCGUGCGAGGCUUGCACUCCUGCUGCCAGGCCAACCGCGUCGGCCCUCGAGGCCGUACAGCGGCCGCUCUCUCGCUUCUCGUCUUUCUCCGAGUCCUGGGACGCGAGCCUCGCUGCUGCGGCUGCGGCGGUGCACUCGCUGCUGUUCAAUCGGGCCAACGUGCUCGUCUGGCGCGGGCGCCACAGUGCCUCGCAGAUCCCGGUCCUCGAAGUGUCACCGAGCCCAAGGGUUGGAGGCGCGUCAUGCUCGAGGGACCGCGCCGCCGACCUCGCCGGCCAGGCCCAGGACCAGCUCACGUUCGCCGCCGACCAGGCCGCCGACAGCGUCCGUGGCGCCGCCGCCGCCGUCCAGGACAAGGCGACCGAGGUGUACGACAGCUUUGACGGCCCGUGCCCGAACCUGCUCGUGCGCUGCGUCCGCAAGGACCAGGACGCCAAGAUCGUCGGCGACAUCGGCGAGAAGGAGUACAAGCACGAGGGCGGUCUCAAGUGUGUCCAGAAGCACUCUAAGCUGAAUGCCGCUGAGUGCAACGCCAAGUACCCGAUCGACUGCGCGGCCAAGUGCGACGCCGUCGGCUCGCCCAUUUAAGCGGUCCGACCGCGAGACCGUCAGGCUCGACAGUCGUUCAAGGAGCCGCAUGGCCCUCGUUCGGCCGCCCGAGUCGAGCCUCAUCCACCUUUGAUCCCCCUCUGUAUGUAGACCCCGAGCAGUGCGUGUAAGCGAGCCGGUGUGACCGCGCAGCGACG
Molecule: messenger RNA, 800 nt
Organism: Rhodotorula graminis WP1
Lineage: Eukaryota; Fungi; Basidiomycota; Microbotryomycetes; Sporidiobolales; Sporidiobolaceae
Exons: 5
Coding region: 1-642 (213 amino acids)
Source: RefSeq, a predicted model, not a curated record